UGGAUGGUUUUGAUUUCUUCGUUCCCGUGCUUUAGGUCCUAUUCUAAUUUGUUAUAAUGCUUAAUUAAAAUGAAUUAAAACGUCAUUGUUUAAUUUAAGAAAAUGUCUUCGGAGAGGGUAGAAUGGGUGGAGAUAAUCGAGCCGAAGACAAAGGAGCAUAUGUAUGCUAACCUCACCACUGGGGAAUGCGUCUGGGACCCACCUGAGGGAGUGAAAGUGAAACGCACCGACUCAUCACAGUGGUGGGAGCUCUUUGACAUCAAUACACAUAGAUUUUAUUACUAUAAUGCUUCAACACAGACAACUGUGUGGCAUAGGCCCACUGAUUGUGACAUAAUACCAUUGGCGAAGCUUCAAACAUUGAAACAAAACACGGACCCACAGAAAAGGCGAGAAACAUCUACACAAACAACCCAAUCUGCCCCACAGACGUCGUUAAUAGAACCUACAAGCAGCAAUGGAAACAGUACAUCGGCCAGCGCCAGCAAACUUUCGCCUGGAAACCUGAAGAUUGUUACACAGACGAGUCCCGUAAGGACGAGGCGAACUCAUUACCAUCAUAGGAAUAGCGGUGAAAGUAGGCGUGGUAGGUUAAGUGAAGAUGGUACGAGCCAAAUAUGCCGGCACACUGACUCCGGUCGGUCUUCCGACAGCAGCAUCAGCAGUGCACAGCAGAGACGGAAACAGGAACUAAAUGCGGCUGCCUGCAAUCCUCCGAUAUGCACACCACAGUUAAGGAAACGUAGCAGCGCGACACCUGCUCACGAACCAGAGAAGUGGUCGCAACAUUCAGGUCUGAACAGAAGUGGCAGUUUUAUAUCGCCCCGUAAAGACGCGUCAGACGACUCGAUGCACGAGAAGUAUUUCAAGUCAGUCGAGAGCACACCGUUGACGAGACGAAAGUUGAAACAACAAUCCGGUGGCGGCUCGUCAUGUGAUUCUGCGUCUCCUCAGAGCCCCAGCAGUCCAUUGCAGAAACCACAGCCUACGCCAUUUUUGCAGACAACAUCGGCUCGCCCCUCCCUGGUGUCGUCGAUAUCGCUGGCGACGGAGGCGGCGGGCGGCGCGUCGCGCGUACUGCACAGCCUGGAGCGGCCGCACCAUCUGUCGCGACACUCCAGGGAGCGGUACUCUGAUAGACAUUUAGACAAGGAUCGUUUGGCGGAACUGGAGCGAAUGGACCGCUAUCCUGAGAAACAGGCCGUCUACAGCGUCGAUAAACCUUUCAGACAAACCAGUUUAGAUUUGCGGCACAAUGCGGCGGCCAAUUGGAAUCCUUCAAGGGAGUUCACCAGACGCCAACAAGCCGAACCCGAGCGCUACACUUCCAGCAAGACAUCGGUCUCGUCUGGCGGCAGCAGCAAGCAUCGCUCGCAUGAACCCCAUCAUAACUACAUGAGGCUAUCGUCCGCUAAUGAACAGGACAAUAUUGCAGCAGUAAACUACAAAAUGAAAUGCGUAAGUCUAGAGCCGCCGCUGACGGAGCCUAACGUUCAGAAACACAAUCAGAGAAUGGAGAGAACCUCAACGCCUAGUUCGAAACGAACAAAAACGAGGCGGCAUAAGCGACCAGUGGAAGUCGAAGAGCCAGGACUUGAUGGUGAAGAUGAGGAAGACGAGGGUGGCUCGCCCCUCUAUUGCAACUGGGAUCUACGAGGAAUGCAGCAUUUAUUGCCUCUACAAGAUUAUAUCAUACAACAGGCUAAAUUAUCUAGUAGAGGACGUUAUGGUGGAUCCGGAUCGGACAACGAAUCGAACUCGUCUCGUUCACGGUCCGGUUCGGAAUCGCGUUCUCUGUCCGGCCACGAACCGGACAACGAGUCUUCGGACGGUGGCGCCCGUACUCCGGACGACGACGACGGUUCCGGCGUGUACCUACCGCACACGUACGCACAUCGACCUGCCGACGUAGAGUAUAUGAACCAUGGAGUCUCUUAUUAUAAUACGUUUGUCGGGUUUGAUAGAGACCGACAGACGUCACCUGGUAUACAUAGGACGUCAUCGCUAGGAGGCGGUGCUACAGUCCCGGUGGACCCACCGGCCGGGGCGCCCGCACUCUACAGUCCGGUGCGGGCGCAUCCACACCCGCGCCCGUCCGUGCCGCCCGAACAAGACAUCGAGAUAUUCGCCAAAGACAACUUAAAUUUCAACAAAGGCAUAUUUAGAAGGAAGGCUUCGGUCCGCGAUAUGUUAUCGUGGACUUCGUCGUCAAUUAGCGCUCCUAUGGUGGGCGCCGACUGGGACAAAGCGCACAAGAAGGCAGCCAUAGAUCUGUUCAGGCUCGUGCAGAUCUACAUGGGCGACAGGAAGGCCAGGCCGGGGAUGACACUCAACUCUGUAGCUCAGGACAUACUGCACGCUACUUUUGCUAAUGAAAAACUCCGCGACGAGCUCUACGUGCAACUAUGCAGACAGACAACGGAGAAUCCACUACGCGAUUCAUUGCUGCGCGGCUGGGAGCUGUUGGCGGUGUGCUUGGCCUUCGUUCCGCCAUCGCCUGCGUUUCAACCCGCCCUCACCAAUUACGUCAACAGGCAUCGAGACCCAGCGUUUGCCGAUGCUUUUCCUGAGGUGGGCAAAUGGCCCAUUCACGUUCAAGUAUCACACUAUGCUGGCGUUGCCUGUAAGAGAUUGGAGAGAAUCGGUUUCGCAGGAAAAAGGCAGCCAAGGAAACCGACGACAGAAGAUAUCGAUCAGGCCAGAAUACAAAUAUUUCGUCAGUCGAUGUUCGGAAACACCCUAUCAGAGGUGAUGACGUUACAAAAAGAACGGUUCCCUAAUAGACAACUUCCCUGGGUUCAAGUGGCCCUGUCCCAGCAAGUUCUAUCGUUAAACGGCAGAGAGACCGAGGGCAUAUUCAGAGUCUCCGCGGAUGUCGAUGAAGUCAACGCUUUGAAGGCGAAGAUCGAUAAUUGGGAACUGCCUGACGCCUCUACUCUUACAGACGCACAUGCCCCGGCUAGCUUAUUAAAGCUUUGGUACAGAGAAUUGUACGAGCCUUUGAUCCCGGACGUGCUGUACGGCUCGUGCGUCGCCGCCGGGACUGACUUUAUAGCGUGCACGAGAGUUCUACAUCGAUUGCCGCCUUUGAACCGACUAGUACUAACCUACCUCAUAAGUUUCCUACAGCAGUUUACCGCCCCCGAAGUGGUCAGUCAAACAAAAAUGGAUUCAGCUAAUUUGGCCAUGGUGUUCGCGCCCAACUGUCUCAGGUGCACGUCGCAGGACCCGAGAGUGAUCUUAGAGAACGCACGAAAAGAGAUGACCUUCCUCAAAACCCUGAUCACGAACUUGGACACGUCACACGUACAGGACAUGCUGUGACCGACGAAUCUCAGUUAUUGUAACAAUAACAACGGUAGCGAAAUGACUGAUUUCUAGUGAUCUAUAUUAAUAUAUAUAUAUUCGUUUCCUAAUGUGGUGUUCAAUGCAAAAUCGAUUUCGAUAUCGAGCCGCAGAUUCGUCUUCAAAUGAAAAAAAAAAAUUAAGACAAAAGACCAAAUCUAAUCAGAUAAAAAAUACUAUAAGAAGCUAUUAGUUCGACUAAAACAUCGAUAAAUCACUUGACGUGGUCCAUCACUAUUGUGACGUAAUAAUGUCAGGUGUACGUGACGUUUAGCAUCCAUAGUUUCCUGGCCACAUCGAAUUAAUUAUAAAAAAAUAUAUACAUAUACAGAUAUCAUACAUACUUGCAGAGGAGUCUAGUCUUUGUAAUUGCUGUUGUAGUGUAUGUAUGGUAUGAACUGUGUACCUCUCACAUUUUAGAAUUACAGUGACCCAUCUAACAAUAUUUUGAUUACGCUCCUUUGGUGUAGCGCAUCCUGAAAGCAUCUCUCAAAACGUAACUUCGAAACUGCGCAUACCACUACGCAAUGUGUUCACAAUUGUUCACGGUCGUCAUAUCAAAAUUUUGAAAUAAUUCAUGGAAUGACAAAAUCGCCUUAUCCACGAAAGCAAUAAAAAGUUUUUAAUAUAUUUAUAAAGUACUAUAAAAUGAUUAUCAGAGGUGUUGUGAGAUCGAGUAGUACUAUAUAAUAUAUAUCUAUUGCUACUUCUACCAAUUCCAGAGCAUAGUGCGAGAUAUUUUUGGCUAGUACCGAGUAACUGAAUCAUGGAUUACUUCAAUAAUAAAACCUACCGGUUUCAUCUUCACUCUCUCAACUGACUCUAUAUAUAAUAUAGCUGCCCGCUCCGGCUCCGCUCGGGUCUUUAACAAAAAUUUGAACGACGUACUAUAAUAGUUAGACUUAAGCU
Bombyx mandarina (wild silkworm) is the source of this 4254-nucleotide messenger RNA. RefSeq names its product MyTH4 and RhoGAP_KIAA1688 domain-containing protein RhoGAP93B (gene RhoGAP93B). NCBI's taxonomy places the organism in Eukaryota, Metazoa, Arthropoda, Insecta, Lepidoptera, Bombycidae. Gene Ontology annotation, cellular component: cytoplasm; cytoskeleton. Gene Ontology annotation, biological process: signal transduction. The record is from RefSeq and is a predicted model, not a curated record. Gene Ontology annotation, molecular function: GTPase activator activity; protein binding.